Molecule: messenger RNA, 1375 nt
Organism: Coturnix japonica (Japanese quail)
Lineage: Eukaryota; Metazoa; Chordata; Aves; Galliformes; Phasianidae
Source: RefSeq, a predicted model, not a curated record
UCGGUUGCCGUAGCAGUCAUGUCUGGCAGAGGCAAAGGCGGGAAGGGGCUCGGCAAGGGGGGCGCCAAGCGCCACCGUAAGGUGCUGCGCGACAAUAUCCAGGGCAUCACCAAGCCGGCCAUCCGCCGCCUGGCGCGGCGCGGCGGCGUGAAGCGCAUCUCGGGGCUGAUCUACGAGGAGACUCGCGGCGUGCUCAAGGUGUUCCUGGAGAACGUCAUCCGCGACGCCGUCACCUACACCGAGCACGCCAAGAGGAAGACGGUCACGGCCAUGGACGUGGUCUACGCGCUCAAGCGCCAGGGACGCACCCUCUACGGCUUCGGCGGUUCCUCUGGUCAGGCGCUCUCCUACCAAGAGACGUGCAAGGCGCCCAUUGUGCUCUCAGCAGUUCCCAGACGCUGGGAGCAACAUUCCUUGAAUCGCAGAGACCCGCAGGCACCUGGGUACCAGCGCUGUGCUGCUUUGGCGCGCUUUUUGAAUUUGAAAGUGUCCAAUAAAAAAGGGGUCUCCGAGCCAGCCAAUCAGAGGGGGGGAGCAUACUAUAAAGUCAGCCACGGAUGCAGCGCGCUACUAUUCCUCUGCGGUGUUGCACGGGUGUUGCUUUGUUGUUUCAGAGCGAUGGCGCGUACGAAGCAGACGGCGCGUAAGUCGACAGGCGGGAAGGCGCCCCGCAAGCAGCUGGCCACCAAGGCGGCCCGCAAGAGCGCGCCGGCCACGGGCGGCGUCAAGAAGCCGCACCGCUACCGGCCCGGCACGGUGGCGCUGCGCGAGAUCCGGCGCUACCAGAAGUCCACGGAGCUGCUGAUCCGCAAGCUGCCCUUCCAGCGCCUGGUGCGCGAGAUCGCGCAGGACUUCAAGACCGACCUGCGCUUCCAGAGCUCGGCCGUCAUGGCGCUGCAGGAGGCCAGCGAGGCCUACCUGGUGGGGCUCUUCGAGGACACCAACCUAGUUGAGGCUAUCAGAAUGUCUGGCAGAGGCAAAGGCGGGAAGGGGCUCGGCAAAGGGGGCGCCAAGCGCCACCGUAAGGUGCUGCGCGACAACAUCCAGGGCAUCACCAAGCCGGCCAUCCGCCGCCUGGCGCGGCGCGGUGGCGUGAAGCGCAUCUCGGGGCUGAUCUACGAGGAGACGCGCGGCGUGCUCAAGGUGUUCCUGGAGAACGUCAUCCGCGACGCCGUCACCUACACCGAGCACGCCAAGAGGAAGACGGUCACGGCCAUGGACGUGGUCUACGCGCUCAAGCGCCAGGGACGCACCCUCUACGGCUUCGGCGGUUAAACUCGACUCCGAUUUCGGCAACCCAAGCUCUUUCGGAAACCCAAAGGCUCUUUUCAGAGCCACCCACUGCUUUCAAAGAAAGGGCUGUCACCAUGCCUGA